GCAAUUUUUUCACUCUUCAAGAUUUGUAUUCUUUACACAUCAUUUCGCUUAAAACAAUUUUCAAAUUGAUUUAGCGAACAUUGUACCUGCUUGUACGGUUAGUUUCUUUAGUUCACCAUUUCAACUUUCGGUCAAUUUAGAAACAAGCUUGGAUUUUAAAUACCUUUAUUUUGAAAACACUGUCUCACUUCCGCAGUUGUCAUGGAUUAUACCAUUAUGCUGCAAAUGGGGGAGUAGAUAUUGUGCUAUUUUUACGGAGGAUUUUAAAGUGUCACUGUAAUUUGAUGGAAUUAUUAAAAUAACUUUAUUGUUAAAUUAAUAAAAUAACAGUGGACGGGUCUUCAUGGAGGUUCCUGUUGUUAAGGGAUCCGGGAAUCGUUGGCUUUUGCCUGCAUGGUAAUUCCGUUUCCCAACCCUCGUCUUCGGAGUUUUCCGGCGUCUCUCUACCGUUUGCUCGUUUUUCCACUGGGAGCAGAGGCACCGACGGACGGACGGACGCGCGCGCUCGAACCCAGAAGAUGGCAGUACAACCCCGUUUGCUCAGCUGCCUUGACUCCCGGUGAAGAAGAGCUCUGCUUGCAGGAAGCAUGGCGCGGGUCGUGUGUUGGUUUGUUCUCCGGCGCAGCGGGUAACGGCGGCGUCAAGCGGGUUUCGACCCGACCAACGGCGGCGGAGUGACCCUUAGGAGACUCGUCGGGCGGUGGUUCAAAUCCCACCAUGGACGACGGCGCCGUCCAGAGGGAGGCGUGCCGUCCGAGGAAGGUGUCCUCCUCGGAGCUCCUCGGGGCUAACGGCCUGCAAGAUGGCGAGGCGGUCAACGCUCCGUUUUCCCGGGAAGCGCAUCUUCUUCCGGCGGGCGGGCUGAGCGCGGCGGCCCGGCGGGCGGAGUGGAGGAACUCCGCGCCGCAGGUGGUGCACCAGAGACACAUGCCGAUGGAGCCCAAGAAGUUCCAGAUUCCGAAGAAAACAAAGGAGCAGAGAGCUCUCUUCCAGCACGUCUCCAUGGAGUCCAGAGAGUACGAGGACAUGAAGAGCAUCCUCACCUGCAGCUACAUCCAGCCAAACUCUGCCGGCCGCUUCACCUACAGCAGGCCUCGGCUCGUGCACAGCGAGCUGCUGGAGAAGGAGUUUGUGGAGAAGAGGAAGGAGAUGAAGGCUGAGGGGAGGACGGAGAAGGAGCUGGAGGAGAGCUACUGUUUCUUGUUGGCAAACUCUGAGGAGCUGCCCCUCCUCUGUGAAAAGGGCCUGACUGUGGGUCACAGCGGGACGACGCUUCUGGGGAACCCCAGUAAAGGUGUGUAUCUGUCCAAGUACUCGGAUCUGCUGCAGACGAGUCCCUUCACGUCUGGAGCAACAGGAGAGAUCAUCAUCUUCAAAGUGAUGAAGGGAAAAGUGAAGAGCAUCUACGAAAACAUGAAGAAUCUUCUGGACCCCACACCUCGCUUUGACGCCCACAUUGCCAAGAACGCCAGCAAAGUUACCUCGCUCACCUGCUUUCGCGCCUUUGACCUCACACAGCAAUACUUUUAUGAGUAUUCUUUCGAUGAACUGCGGCCUCGACCUCGCCACGUCUGUCCGCAUGCCGUGGUCUUCUUCCAGGUCAAAGGAAAAGAUGCUCCGCCUCCCAGCAGCCCUCUAGUCCCCAGCAGCAGGUUGACGAGUCGCUCCUGUGACAGGAAGGAAGAAUCCUCUGAGUUCACCGUAUGGACCGGGGAUCUGGUGAAGGAGGAUCAGGUUCUCCUGCAGAUCUCCCUCCAGUCCAGCUCGCCUCCCUUUCUGCCCCACAGACUACCAGAAAAGCUGCAAAUUGGGAAUUUGCUGAGGAUUGACCAUGUGACCAGGAUGCUGCCCUCUGGCGUUCUGUGCUAUAACUCGUACAGCGGCAGCAGAGAAGUCGUGAACAAAGGUUUUUACUGCAGCCUGCUGGAGGUGACCAGCAGGAACCGCUCAACGUCCAGCGUGACGGCGCUCCUUCGGGAACUAGAGGUUAAUAACGUGGUUCUGGUGAGUCCGCUUCCAGACAGAGGCUUUCUGCUGCUGCUGUCCAGCGUUCAGAUGGCGGCGCCAGCAGAUAGAAGGGAGAACUGGAAAAGGCGUCUUCAUGCCUUGUUUGUUUUCCAAGAAUCCCGGGAUGUCGCUAAACUCCCAUCGCGAUGUGACCCCUCCACACUAGAGUCCUCGUGGUCCCUCCCCCCCGUCAUGCCACAUCUGAGCGCCUUCAUCCCAGCGUUGCAUCACGCUCUGAUCAAAGCCAGAGCUAACUGGCCCGCCAAUCUUCCUGCUGGUGUGGAGCACCAGGCACAGGAAUACUUCAGCGGCCUGAAGGACGGCAGUGUUCCUCAACACCCCAUGCCCGAGUACGACUCCGUGCUGGAUGACGAGGGGAAAAGCCUCCCCCCGCCCAAACACCAUCACCUCAGCAGGGACAGCUACCUGCACUCCUACCUGUCCGGGCCCGACCUCUACCUCCUGCCGCUGGUCCGGGCCAAGCGGCAGGUGGAGGCGCACCUUGGUCCUGAGCCGCAGGAGCCCAGCUCCAGGAACAGCCACAAAGCCCCGGGGAGAGAGGCGCAGGACAACAGCGAUCAGAGGGUGCGGCAGCUGCUAGACCUGGUGAUGACCUGCAAGAGGAACGCAGAGAAUGAGCUGAGGAGGGAGAAAGGAGAGAGAACCAGAGCUCCGGAGAAGAAGAGGAAGAUGGAGCAGGAGACGGCGGAGAGAGCGCUGAAGUACUUCAAAGCUUCGCAGGAACCCGCAAAACCCGACAAGACUGCAGGAAACAGAAGCCCCCCGGCGCCGCUCUCGCUGUCAUCCGUGAUGCAGUCCUUCGGUUUACAGGAUAUCGAUUUGAAGGGAAACGGAUCCGAACCCACUGCUACGCUGAUCGGCCAGUUGACAGGUCUCAUCCAGACCGCCAAUCAGAACCUUCAUGAGACGCAGGGGGAGGGGCCAAAGGAGUCCAACCUGCCCACCGCCUGUGACGUGGAGCUGCAGGAGGAGAUGGAGGAGCAGACUGCAGGCAGCAUCAGUAGUUCGGAAGGAUUCAGUCCUGGCUCUCACAGCGGGGAGACGUAUCACCAUGGCGACGGAGGUAGAGGAGGACUUCGGAGGAAAGUGGAGCAUCCGGAGGAAGAGGAGGAGAACUGGCCGAUCCCGUGGAUCCUCAUCCCCAUAACAGGUCUGAGUUCAGAGAGGUACUCCCAGAGGGACCGCAACCUCCCCCAGGACCCCCGGUUCCAGUCGGUCACCGCGGCAACAGGCGCUCCUACCGCGGCCGCGCCAUCCAAUAAAAGCCCCGCCCCUUCCCCUGAGCACAGCCCCCCUCUUUCACCUGCUCAGUGCCCCUCCCCUGUCCCCAGCCCACCCACCUGCCCCUCACAGUGUCCGUCUCCCCAACCCAGCUCCCCCCCUUCACCAUCUCAGUGCCCGUCCCCAGAGUCCAGCCCCCCCUCGUCUCCUCUGCUCUGCCCGUCUUCAGACCCAGAUGCCCCAAUGCCCCCCGCCCCCUCUGAAAACAGCGCCGCGCCACCAUCCCCGUCUUCCUCCCAUGAGCUCAAAAAGCCCCCCCCAUGUGAUCAACAGCUUGCCUGUGCUAAUGAGCAACAUCCAGCCCCCCCACCCCCCUGGGAGUUUCCAGGAGUCCUUACAGGAGGCGCGGUGGAGAAGCCGCCCCAUUCCCCGCCCACGCUCCCACCCCAUCUUCCAGCUGCAGGUUCCUGGACUUCACCCUCCGCCCCCCUGGAGGGGAAGGAGGUGGAGGAACUGACCCCCCCUCCAUCUAUAGAGACUGACGUCAAACUGGACGGGAGGCAGGAGGAAGGUGCUGUUCUGGGGGGGUCCAGACGAGCAGAGCUGCAAGGUUUAGCUGAGGCGCCCCCUCCCUCCGCCUCCUCCUGUACUGUCGACAUCACUGUGGACAAACAUCUGGGAGACUUUUCCUCUGAGAUGCAGUUCCUCCUGCAGGAGGAAGGUGUUUACUACAACUCCCAGCAGCCCCCACCCUCAGCUGUACACUCAGAACCCCCUACAUGUUUGAGGACAGUCCCGUGUGCCCCCAUACCCAGCUUUUCUCAUUAUGUGACCCUCUACCACCCCAGCCCCCCGGUCCAGGACUACAUGGUUUCUCUGCAGAGCAGCCUGAACGACAUGAUGGCGGCGUUUGAAGGCGUCUGUGCGAGCCAGAGGGCGGACGCCGGCCACGCCGACGCCUCACUAGCAAACACCGUCCGGGAUUUCGUGGCCAGUGUCCGUGCUGCCAACGCCCCGACAGGAAGUGACGACGCCCCUUUUGUCUGUAGUGAGCAGACUGACGGGUCUGUCCGUCUCCACGCCGAGCUCCUCGGAGGAGGCGGAGCAAGGCGGUCUGAGUCCGCAGACUGCAGCCCGCCUCCUGGAGUCGCACUGCCGGAUCUUUCUUCCGGAUCCGGGUCAGUCUAUAAGUCUGGAUCCGGAUCCAUGGAGACCAGCACGGAGAGGACUCAAAACGCCAGAGCGACGGUCCGCAUCGCCAAUGAAGAGGAGGAAGGCGUCGCUACAGGUCCAGGCUGCACUGGAACCGGGCCCACUCCCUCAGAACACCCCUGUAAGCUGGGUACCAGCAUCGCUCCGGCACCAGAACCCGAAGUCUGCCCAGGGUCCGCUCCGUCCUCCAAAGACCUGAACUCUGUGAUCCACCAGCUGCAGCCGGACGUGUUAAACAACCUGCUGGAGAUCAUGAAGGACAUCAAGAAGAAGUCCCCCCAGUUCUACAUCCACUGCCCCGAGGCGGGAGACCGGGCCUGUGAGGAGGUGAAGGACGAACUGCUGAGACUUGGCAACGUCCAACAAAGUCCGGUCGACUUCCUGAGUCAGGAAAACCCGGAAAGCGGCCUGCUGGUGAUCAUGAGGAACAAAGACAUCGCCGCACACGUGCACGAGAUCCCAGGCCUGGUGUCUUUGAAGCGGCGCCCCUCGGUGGUCUUUGUGGGAAUCGACUCGCAGGACGACUUGAAGAGCAGCGGCUGGACAGAGCUCUUCGUUUCUGGAGGCUGCAUCGUCUCAGACGAGCUGCUCCUGAAUCCAGACGCCAUCACCUGCGAUCGACUGGCUGCUCUGCUGCAGCUCCUGGAGCAGCACAGCUCUCCACAGAGCCUCUGGAGGUGGAAGAUCCACGGCAAAACCCAGAGGAAACUGAAGGAACAGGCCAGGUUUCGCAGAGACGCUGCUAACCUGCUGGAACUGCUGUCGGCCUACCAGAAGCGGCAGGUGGUGGAGGUCCUCCCGUACCACCGCUGCGACAUGCUGAACGUCCGCUCGCCUGACCUGGACUGUCUGCUGCAGCUCCAGGCUCAACACACGCAGUUCCGACACAUGGUCUUCCUCACAGAGCGUCACGUGGAUCAGCCCCUCCUGUACUCCGGUGGGGGGAUUAUUGUGGCGGAUGUGGAGGAAACUCUGCAGAGCCUCAGCAGGCUGGCCGGCCGCCACAACCCGAAGGACAAAUGUUUGUUUCUGGAGGAGCUGCUGGCUCCCAAAGGGCUCUGUAAGCAGAACACCGGUUUGGACCUGGUUCCUGAAUGUUCUGCCAUCCCAGAACCACCCGACCAGCUACAGGGCAUCAACAAACCCCCAGAAGUCCCCCCUCUGCCCUGCUCCAGCCUCCCUCCUGGCCCGGAAGCAUCUGACCAGCUCUUCCCGGACGCCGCCUCCAAAGACCGCCUCCCGCUGGCGACCAGCAGGGACAUGGAGUUCCUGCAGCAGGCCAUCAAGCAGCUGAGGGCGGAGCGCCAGGAGCAGCUGCAGCGGCUGCGGCUGCAACGGGAGCUGCUGCAGUCGCAGGCAGAGCCCACCCCCCCCAAACCUCCCGGUCCCAUCAACGGCCACAACCCCCCUCUCCUGACCCCGCCCAUCCCCAGCAGGAAGGCUGCGCAGUCACCACCUUCCGACCCUCUGUUGUGGGAUCGGGGUGGGGGGGCACCAGCCACUGAGGGCCAGCAAGAGGGGGGGGCUGAAGGAAACUGUACUGCAAAUACCGAGGACCCCUUUGACCCCCCUGCCCGUCAAAACACAACCGCAGUCGUGCCGAGGGGCCAAAGAGAAGCAGGCGGCGAGGAGAGGGAGGAGGAGUCUGCAGAAGGAGGCGGAGCCACCAGCAGUCCAGCAGAGGGCGACAUUUCCCAGGAAGCAGCGUCUGUCCCAGAGGUGGCGGUCAGCAGAAGUACGUCAGCAGUAGCGACGCAGUCCAGCAGCAGAUCAUCUGUCGUCGUCAUGGAGACGGAUGAGAAAAAGAACUGUCAUGCGGCCCAACAGCUCAUAACCAGCCAGCCCCCGUCUUACUGCCAGCUGCGCCAGCGCAGCGUGGGCCUCCUGCAGACCCCUCACCUGCCUUCAAUCUACGCCCAAUUCCUCCCCCCACGCCCCACCAGAGGCUUCAUGCGGCCCACGCAUCUUUGGCAGGGCACAGGUCCCCCCCUGGUCUGGGGCUUUCAGCAAACCAGAAUGGAGUUCCUCGGAGGGUACUACAGCCCUGCAGGGGGCAACAUGCACCGGGGAGGACGACGAGGGGGGGGCUUCAAUGGACUUUAGAGAGAAACUAGCACAUGUAAUCAGAGCAGCACUUCCCAGAGCCAUCCUUUCAGACAUGUCUGCUGUGAUGCAGAGUGGGCGGGGCUCCAGGAAAAUAUGUAAAAAUAUUAGAAAAUUUAAUACGGACUUCAAUAUUCUGAUGUGCUGAUUGCCUGCGCCGCAGUCGGCUGCUCUGGAGCCGCAGUCGGCUGCUCUGGAGCCGCAGUCGGCUGCUCUGGAGCCGCAGUCGGCUGCUCUGGAGCCGCAGUCGGCUGCUCUGGAGCCGCAGUCGGCUGCUCUGGAGCCGCAGUCGGCUGCUCUGGAGCCGCAGUCGGCUGCUCUGGAGCCGCAGUCGGCUGCUCUGGAGCCGCAGUCGGCUGCUCUGGAGCCGCAGUCGGCUGCUCUGGAGCACCUUUGACCCAACAUGUUCACCUUUUGUUUUUUUUGUGGGUCCGUGACCCCCCCAGCUCUCCUUUUUAGUUUAUCUGGAAGUCAGACUUGUGAGAGAUCUUCUGAUCGUUCAGGGAAACCGUCUCCACACACUAACUUAUUUCUAUAAAAGGUUCUCCGUUUGGAGGAAUCUCGUUUUCUUCUAGCGACACUCGGGCCGCUUUUCUGUUUGUCAAACUAGAACUUAGAGUCCAGCCCAGAGGGCCGUGCUGCCUUCAGGGCCUCCGGUGGACGGAAAACUGAAGACUUUGGUUUUUGCUCUGGGAGCUGCUUGUUCAGUCGUUUGUAGGACCAGAUUUUAAUGUAAAUGUUUUUUAUAUCAAACUGUUUGUAUUAAAAGUUUGAGAAAUUCGA
Oryzias latipes (Japanese medaka) is the source of this 7347-nucleotide messenger RNA. RefSeq names its product transcription activation suppressor a (gene tasora). The record is from RefSeq and is a predicted model, not a curated record. Gene Ontology annotation, biological process: negative regulation of gene expression, epigenetic; protein localization to heterochromatin. Gene Ontology annotation, molecular function: chromatin binding. Gene Ontology annotation, cellular component: nucleoplasm; heterochromatin. NCBI's taxonomy places the organism in Eukaryota, Metazoa, Chordata, Actinopteri, Beloniformes, Adrianichthyidae.